AUGUCCGAGUGCAAAAUCCAGCUGCCCAACGGAUGCCUGUCCCGUUGGUAUCUUGUGCUCUCAGCAUCAACUCCACAGACUGGCUCCAAGGAGCCAGAGAAUGAGCAGAAGCUCGCGGCACAAGUCCCCGAAUCGCCAACCACAGAUGUUCCGGAGGGAAUCUCUGUGAUCUUUGGAAGGGGCUUCAGGGCUGACAGAAAGGAAACGUGGCAGGCAAUCCUCCAAGAACUGAUCCAACAAGAGGAGUGGAAGAGCACUGGCCUCACCGACCUGAUGAACCCGCGCUACGACGAGUUUUCAUUCUUACCUCCCUCCGAGGGCAAGGUGUCCAGCGAAGGUUUGGAGAAAGCCAUCUCCAUUCUUUCAGGAUGUGGCUUCAUGCCGCUUUCGCUUGAGGCCGACAAGGCCUAA
Clonostachys rhizophaga is the source of this 411-nucleotide messenger RNA. Lineage: Eukaryota; Fungi; Ascomycota; Sordariomycetes; Hypocreales; Bionectriaceae. The record is from the annotation of a GenBank genome assembly.